UAUUUAUUUAUUAUAUAAAGUUUGUUCCGAUUGACAAAAUUACGAAAUAUGUUUCACCUUCAACCAUGACUGGUCUCAGAAUUUCAGAGAAAAACGUUUUCUACGUGGUGAUUUUAAUGAGUCUAGCCACUGGUAACUUUGCAACGCGAGAAUUGUUCAACAAAGGCUUCUGGUAUUUCAAUGGCAUUGAAACAUUGAAAUCAGAUAAUUUCACAGAAUUUUUCCUGGCCACUGUUUCCAGCGACUCUGAUCCAUACAAUUCUGCUUCAAACCAAAUUUCUGUGAACAGCUCGACUAAAUUUCUGGCCAUACAUACAUCACAGUUUAGUUUAUUGUUAGAUUUGUGGCCACCACAAUCUGUUAUUCAUCCUUCUGCUAAAGUUGUCGUCAGCGAUAAAAAUAAUGAACAUGAAGAGAAUAUUCGAUUCGAACCAGAAUGUUUCUUAUCUGGAAAACCUCAGUUUGGAAGAGGAAUGGUGUCACUCUCUUAUUGUAACGGUUUACACGGAACAAUUGUUACCAAUGGCAGCGACUAUCAAAUAAUUGCUCCUCGUUCAACCUGUGCUGAAAACAUUUAUUUGAUUGCAAGACGGGCAUCCAGUAACCUUAUGCAACAAGUAAACAAAAUGGAAGAAGCGAGGACAACACAUGAAAAGUUAACGAUAGAAUUGGCUUUGUUUUUUGACCAGUCUGUGUACAAUUACUUGGAAGAGAAAACGAACUCUAAGACUUUGAAAGAAAAACUACAAUAUCUUGUGGCUGCAUGGAAUACGGUGCAAUAUGAGUUUAAUAAAGAAAACCAACUGGGAUAUUCGAUAAAGCUAAUCAUUAAGUAUAUCAAUAUUUUUAGAGAAAAUCCAUCUUGGUACAAAAUAAACAGUUUCGCGCAGGCUCUACGAAGUGUUUGUGUUUGGGCUGAGAAAAGGAAACUCAACUUUGAUCACAUACACAUCGUAACUAAUAGCAAAAAUAGCAACCUGCUCGGCCUUGGAGGUUCUGGAGGAAUUUGUGGUGGCGGUAGAUGUGCAAUUUCCAAAUCAAUCAAGUGGGGAGACUACGACACUUUAAGUCAUGAAAUAGCUCAUGGCAUUGAUAUUCCUCAUGACAGUCAUCCCAACUGUGCAAAUUAUACGGGAAGAAGUGGUGUAAUGGGCGACAGAGACACCGGAUGGAGCGUCUGCGCAGCAAAAUACUUCGAAAGAUGGUUAAGAAGCGGUAAAGGCAAAUGUAUGCAAGAAGAAAAUAUUUCCGUCAGCGAAACCAAAGGAAAGGCUCAUUCAAUUGUAGAUACUUUUGGUAGCGGAUUACUACCUGCAACAUAUACGACCCCGGAUGAUUACUGCCGGAUUCGGUACGGCAAAGGGUUCUCUUAUAUUGACUUAUAUCCGAAAUUUAAAUGUGGAAUAAUUUCGUGUGUCUACUUGGAAGAAGGAAACCAGUAUGGGCGAAUUAGAAUCGAUACGGGAGGGACAAAUGGUCUUUCCUGCGGGCCACAAAUGGUUUGCCGUCCACAUAAGCGUUGCGAGAAUUUGACCGAAACUAACUUCUGGGCAUCAGUUCCUGUGAUAACGGGUGGCUGGAGCGCGUGGAGUUCUUAUUCCCCCUGUGAUCGAAAGUGUGGAACGGGGGUUACGUUGUCCACACGGCAAUGUAACAAUCCUAAACCAGUUGGAACUGAAUGGUGCAGAGGAAGCAGUGUCCGAGCCAAAUUGUGUAAUACCCAUUCCUGUAAUACCAGAGAGACAAAUGUUGCUGAAAUCAUCCGUCAGCGAGCAUCAGAACGUUGUUCUACGUUAGUCAGACACAAAUUUAUUGAUCCGAAGGAAUUUAAAGAAACUGGGAGAUCCCUUUCUGACCUUUUUUCUGAACUUCGUUACUUCGUCCAAUAUCCACUUCGCUCAAUUAAAGGUUUUGAUGAUCUUCAUCGCCAUUACAACGUAAGUCCCUCGGAGUGCGCGUCUCUUUGUCUAAGAAAUAAUGAUUGUCAUUCUUUUGAAUAUAAAAGAGAACAUCGAAAAUGUGAUCUUUCAACCAAAACAACGUCAAAUAAAAUGCUGAAUGUGCAAGAGUACUGGGAUUUGUAUGUACUGCCCUCACCAGUCAGCGAUCUAUUCAAAUACAGUCCUAAACACUCCAUCUACGGAUAUGACGACUUGGGCCGGAUGUUCAACGCAACUGUCGAAGACUGUGCCAGAGAGUGUCUUAAAAAGCGAUCUUGUAGGUCGUUUGAAUACAAACCACAACAAUUGAAGUGUGAUCUAUCCACAGUGACAAGUAAGGAAAAACUAAUGACCACAAAGGCAGACUGGGACCAUUACGAAAUAGAUGAGGACGAUAAAGCGAUCGGCAAAGAAGGUUUAUGCGAAGUCGAAUGUGAUCUUACCAGUCAGUCUAACGAAGGGGCUUCCGGGCAUAUUGCUUUAAUGCCCGACGGAACUCCUUGUAGCAUAAAUUCCCAAUGGCGCUGUCUACGAGGAAAAUGUGUUAAUUUCGGCACAAAAGGGUAUGCGAACGUUUGAAGGUUUCUUUUUUAUAUCAACUCCCUGUAACAAAACGAAUUGACGCACACACAAACACACGCAUUAUACACACCCACACAAACACAUACACACACACACACGCACAGACACACACACACACACACACACACCGCACACACACGCACACACAUCACACAUACAUCACAUACACAUCAC
This is a messenger RNA of Octopus sinensis (East Asian common octopus), 2696 nucleotides long. Its product is annotated as A disintegrin and metalloproteinase with thrombospondin motifs 7-like. Gene Ontology annotation, cellular component: extracellular matrix. Gene Ontology annotation, biological process: proteolysis; extracellular matrix organization. The record is from RefSeq and is a predicted model, not a curated record. Lineage: Eukaryota; Metazoa; Mollusca; Cephalopoda; Octopoda; Octopodidae. The coding region runs from base 66 to 2519 and encodes 817 amino acids. The transcript has 20 exons. Gene Ontology annotation, molecular function: metalloendopeptidase activity.